AUGGAAAGUAGGAACUUUCCAAGACAACAAAACCACCUUUCUGAUGGAAAUGCAGCCAUUGACUUAGGUACUUCUCCAUCUGAGUCUCCUGCUCCAUGGAAUGGUGGUUUAGCUUAUGAUGCACCGGAUGGUACCCUGACAAGAAGUGGGAACCCUGGGGAGAGACUUGUGCAUAGUAAGUGCUGGAUAUCCUUACCAAGUCAUGCAUUUUUCUGAGCUUUCAGUGUCAUACUUCUUCUUAUCUUGUAGGCAUUGCUUAGCUAUUUUUUAAUUUUAGUUACCACAGAUUUGUUAAGCCUCUAGCAUUUCAUUAUUUAGUAUAUACAAAGUUAAAAAAAAGGUUCCAUGUUGCCAUAUAUCUGUUCAAUAACAGAUCACAGAUGACGUCAAAAUGUGGUAAGAACAAAAGAGUGGCACACAAAGCACAGCCAAGUGUGUCACUGAUGUUCUUACCAUAUUUUGACCUUUUGUUGAUCCAUUUCUGUUCAGACCCAUGGAAACAUGGAAUCUAUUUGUUUCUUUAAAUUGGAAAAGGAAAAGGUUGUUUAUGGUGAAGUCAUCUAUCUGUCUGUCCUCCAAUAGAUCAUAAGUAAGAUCCAAAAUGUGUGUAUAAUUCAGCUUUUCACAUAAAUUGGUAUUGACCAUAACCAACUACUAAUAACCUCCUUAAAAUAAUUAAGUAAUCAUUAUUGUUUUAUUAUCACGUGUUACCCAUGUAGGGAUCUCUGUUUUCUCAGCGGAAGAUUAAUCAUGCUUUUUAUUUCUUGUGAUUCUUCAAAUUCUAUUAAUUUGCUAAAAUGAAAGAGAUGCUUGCUGUUUCUGACAAUUUUUUGGUAAUAAUUCAUGAAAUAUGCUUUCAUCAAUUUGUGAUAUUGCCAUGAUCACUUUAUCUCAUAUGAGAUGAGUUUCAAACAGCUUCAUUUUUCCUGUGAUAAAGAUGUUUUUUUUAAUUAAAUUACCAGUAUGACUGGACUUUUGAUUAUUAUUUUUACUCUUUUACAUUGACACUAAGAAUAAACGUUGCUCUAAUCUUUGAUUUGCCUCAGGGCCUGUAAACAUGCCAUCAGAACAAUCCAAUCAUGUUGAAGAACCUACUAUAGAAAUAAGAGUCAGAAGAAGGCAAACUCCUCUGGAAAAUGCAGCGAGACUUUACCAUCUCACUGAUGAUCAGAAAGAAGAUCAGUUGAGAAUGUACAGGGCAAAUGUAGUUAGGGAAUUUGUGCAGAUGACUGAUCCUUCUCUGCAGACACUGCUGGAGAAGUGCUCACUGGUCUUGAAUAUGGAUGUGAAUAUUGAGAGAAAGUAUAUUGAACUUGAUAUUUGGAGAGUGUUUGAGGCUAAUGCAGUAAGUAUAGAAUUAUAUUGUGAGUAUUCCAGUUGUAGGUUUUGUGGUUAAAAUGCAUUUUUUUUUCCAUUUUAGGAGAAACCUCGGUUCCUUCAUCUAACACAAGGCUUAGGCAUCUUAGAAAAAUAUGCCUCCAAUUUGAUCAAGGAAAAUCGUCCUCCUUACUGGCGGAAUGUGAAGUUUACGAGUUCUCUCGUCCAACUUCAUGUUGGUCGACUCAUUGGUAGUCGUGAUAUUUUGUCACAAAUGGGAUACACGCAAGAUAUUUCUGAUGGCGUUGCCUUCCCUGUAAAUGUACCUGAGCCUAAUGUUGUCAAAUUGAAAGACCUGGCAACAGAUUUGUUCUUUGCUAGGUUUGAAAUUGACACUCUGCUGGUAAACAAGCAUCCAUUUUAUGAGAUGUACCCACCAGUCCCACAGGAAGAAGUGGAACUUCCUAGGUUGUUUCAGGCCACCUUUCCACGAUCAUAUCCACAGCGUUUUCCACCAAGGGUAUCUAGGCCUCCGCUUGCUACUCCGGCAAGCACAGAAUCUAGUGUUUCAAGACCUAGUCAGCCAACUCCAACCAGUGCAAGGAACCCAACUCCCCGAUCUCCACCCACACCAUCACCACGGAGACCAGGGGGAAGGUCCCCCAUUCCACCACAAGAAAAGGUGAGACUGAGAAAUCUUGGAUUGCAGAUGAAAAGACUUUGAAAUAGUGGUGUUUAAAUUCGUUGGAACCAGCAUCCACCAGGGGCUCUUGUAAGGAAGUCUCAUUAACUGCAAAUGAAGUGAAAAAGUUGUGUGUUAAGAUGUUUCUCCAAGCUAACAAUUUUCACCCUAAUGUCAAAGAGGUCAUUAGAAGGAGAAAUUUGGCAGCUUCACAUAACUCUGUCAAUUACUUUUUAUAAGGAACAUAUCUCAAAUUCUUUAAAAGGAUGGGGAGCAUUUUGCGACAGAGCAAAGUCUGAAAUUGGGAGGCUAUGCUUUUGUUGCAAGUUAUUUGUUCUUCAUUUAAUACCGGUACUUCACUUUUGUUGCCUACUGAGUUUCUGAUUGAGACCCCAGCCAGCAGUAAAACUUUCCAAUUAAGUUUUCAAUAAGGGUUGCUAAAACAGGUAGAAGAGUCAGCUGAAAAAAGUUCUGUCAGCCAAGAGAAGAGAAAGAGAGAUGUUUUGUUUUUGAAAGAGUUAAUACUUGUUAGACCUAUCUUGGUAAAUUGACACUCUUCCCUCACCUUCACUCUAUUGAUCAACAGAAUAAUUUUGGGAGGGAAGCAAUCACUGGGUGUAUUGUGACUUUACUUGUACUCCUCCUCAAAGCUUGAAAUUUAAGUCAUAAAGGGUAGUGCAGAAUAUUAAUGGAAAAUAUUCAGGUUUGUAGAGAUUCAGCUUAAAGUUCUGUUUCGGAGAUUUUUUUGUAAUAUUUUUACAAAAGUGUCUUAAUUCUUAUGAUUCAUGUCUCUCCACCCAAGGUACCAGGUUCUGUGAAGGGGGGGUUAAACUGCUAAGUAAAUAAUUUCCAUUUAGAGGGGGUAAGCCAUGUUACAAGGAUCUCCUUACUAUGGAAACUAGGAAUGGAUCUGGCAUUCUUGGCUGAAAAAGACUUAUCAGGAGAAAUCAAUAUAGCGUCAUUUUGUCAGAAAAGGUAACUAAAUGCAACAGUGGAUAGAGCAGUUUUUAUUAGAACAUUGAAAAACUAAAACUUAAAGUUACCACAAAGACCUAUCAGGAAAAAGUUAACAUCAUCAUAAAACAGUGAGAACUCAAAGUAAAAACAGGCAACCUGCUUGAAGCACAGGAAAACAUGAGCGACCAAGUUGGGAUAAGUAUUAAUUUUGCAUUUGAUUGGUUGAGAUGGCUGUGCAAGUUUUUUUAGACCAAUCAUAUAAUUUUUGGACUUUUUUAGCAUAAAGAACAGGCCACAGUUGAAGAGCAAGUUUCUGAACGGAAUGCUGAAAGUGAAGGAGAUUCUGAAUAUGAAGAUGCCGAAGAUGGUAUUGACCAAGCCCAAGCAAGUGGGGGUUCUCAUACCCAGGUUUCCUCUAAUGCUGACUGUCGUAUAUGUGGAGAAUCUAUUGCAACUAAGUUGUGCCAAGAGUGUAAAGACACUUUUUGUGUUCCAUGUGAUGGUUUGUAUCACAAGCAUGCUUCUCGUCAACAUCAUGUCAGGACCCAGCUACCCACAGACACAGGCACUCCAUCAACAGAUCGGCCAGCAAGCAGUGCUGCUGCUACUGCUGCUCCUUCCUCUCCAGUACCACAGAAUCAGAGAACUGCUCUGUCUAAUACAGCCACAAAUGCAACUAAUGGAAUAAGGUAUGGGGAGAGUUCUUUUUGCUGCGUUUCAGUCAUUGAUAACACAGAAAAUAUACACUGACAAUAUUGUCUUUGAAUAUUCAUGGUUUUCUGAAAACUAUAUGAAGCUGACACUAGCCAAGGUCUCACUUUUGUCCUCCAAUGUUCACCUUGAAAUGAACCUGUAUUCAGCUGAGAGACCUGACUGAGUGGAGUCCAAUUUGGUCUAUGAUCAUACAGGUGAUUAUCAAAACUGGAUGGCUAGGAUGCAGGAGUCAGAUUUGCAAACAAGUAUGAUUACAGACAGACUAUGCAAAAUCCUAUUUCCAAAUAAUCAAAACUAUGACAAAAUUCAAGAAACAGACUAUCCAUUGGUGAAAUGUUUUCAUAAAUAAAAAAGAACAUGUCAACACUAAACUACACAAAAUACACAACAACAGCACAUGCACACGUUGCUACAUUUAAUAUGCAAAAUUGUUAUCCUGGUCUUUGGUAAAGUUUUCAGUUAAAGCCAUUCUUUUAACAGUAACAAACGAUUAUAUAAAAGCUAUAACUGGCUUUUCAUGUCUGCUAUGAGUUACUACUUACUGUUUAUGACUAAUUAUUAGUACUCAGUUUCAAUAAUAGAGGGUAGUCAUUAUAGCCAAUCAGAACAGUGUAUUUUCCUCAGGAAUGUUUUCCUCCUUAGGGAAAAACCCAUACAGUUUGUCUUAAUUGGGAUCUCUGACAAAGAUGUCUAUUGAGGGAAUGUCUUUCCUUAGGCUAUGGUAGUUGUCCCCUAUUUAGACAGUCCUUUUUAACUUUAGACCCAAGGGUAUUGAAGGUGAUUUAGAGGGAAAAACCGUGAAAAUCAGUUCCCAUUGGGUAACAUGACAAUUACAUUAACAUCAGAGAGGGAUUGUAAAUUAUUUUUUAAUAUGCUUAAACAACAAGACAAAACAAAAAUGCAAGAUUCUCACAAAAGCUAUUCAUAUUUGAGUGAUAAAACAAACAGGAUGUAUUUUUAAAAGUAAAAUUAACUCACACCAUAUCUGGAUUUGGAAGCUUUAUUUGUAACUUCCACAUCCUGAUAUUUUACACGAAUAUUUUGACUUCCUAUGUACCUGGUAAGAUGCAAAUUAAAGGAGAGUCAAACAUGUGUUAACGUCCUCUACAAGAUAUAUGUUUGCCUAUUUCUAGGGUAACCUGGAAGUUAGGCAAAGUUUGUUACAAAGGGAAUGACAGCAAUCAUUAUCAAUGAUAACUCUGAAAAACUAGUUAGAGGAAGGUCUUAUUGCUCUGUAGGCUUUGAUGAGUGUUUAAUACAGAUGAGCAUCUUGGUAGAAAAGAAAACUUAUCUUUGUACUGAAGGGAUCACAGUUUUCAUGGUCAUGAUAUUAAAUCAAUUAGAGUUUUUGAUGGCUAGGUUCUCAAGACUGAUGUAGUCUGACUGAGUAAUGGAUUCAGUUGAAUGGAUUAACAAAUGUUUGAAGAGUCAUUAUAACUAUUUUUCCAAAUUGUCUAUGCAUAAGUCUUCUAAAUUUUAGAGAGUGUGAUGCAUUUUUCAUUUUUGCAGACCCACACCUAGACCAAGGCCUGUACCUGCGCCAAGACGAAACAUCAAGCAACCUCCUAAAACACCUGAACCUUAUGAGGAAGCUCGUCAACCCUCAAUACCCCCAAAACCUGUAACUUCCACUCCUCAGGUGCAACAGAACACAGACAUACACCGACCUCCCUCUUCUGCAGCUGUAACUCAACAACCAGCCACACAAACUGGGAUAAGAGGUGAGGUCCUUCCACAAUGCAUGUUCUUGAUGGUUGUAUAGAGAUGGGAGCAGAUUUAAAGGCCUAGAUAUAGCUGUUAAUUCCUUGAAUCAAAUGUUAAUUAUCAUGUUUCAACUAUUGAGUUUUGUAAGAUGUAUUUAUAGAAAUUACCAAGGAAUACAGGGGGCCAUUGAUUUCUUCAGUAUAUCUUACAGCCUUAAUUAUCUUUGGAAGCCUGCAUUGAUUCUGAUGCAUUAUACAGAAAAAUUUCAUCAAAAGUCUUUAUUCCUAGGAUGAGCUAGAUUGAUUUCUUAAGGAACAGGAAAAUACCUUGAAUUUGAUCUUAAACAUUGUGUGAGCCCAAAUUUAGCCAAUUUCUUGUACUGUGAAUGCAGAUUUGAGUUCAUUGAGCCUAUGUUCAUAUUUUUCUCUCUAGGAUCAAAUCAAGUCCAGGAUCAAACAAGACCAAUAUUGAGGCCACCUCCUAUGCCACCAUCUUUUGGCACAACUCAGGGAAGUUCUCAGGGGGGGAUUGAUGAAAAUGAUAGAAACUACACAGCAGAUGAGGGUAUGAAUUGUUCUUUGCUCAAAAGAUGUUCUUUUAGAGAGGUUUUUCCAAACAGGACCUUUUCAAAAAUUAUAAUUAGGGCUGUUUGCACCUAAGUGUUGAAAACAAAAACCAUAGUAAAGACAGUGCCCAUCAAUGACAACACAACAGAGAAAAUUCAAGUAGGAAUAUUUUGAUUGUCUUGUCAAUUUUCUAGAGUGCUGAUUUAAGAAUUGGGAUAAAGUUUGAAAAAUUAGAGGUCAUUUUCCACAAGUCACCAUAGCCAUAAAUGCCGUUCUUGAAUUCAGAUUUACAAUUUUUGAACAGUCUUUAAAUUUUCACAUUUAAUUUAAUAGUUCAUCAGAGGUAAACAGUAUUUUAUUCAUAAUUGACAGAAGUAAUUCUUAAUUUCUGUCUGUUAAGCCCCACCUCCCUUGCCACCACACAAGCCAAAGACAGCAAAACUCAAAACGCCAGUUGAAUCAAGGACACCAAUAAGUACACCACCUACCAGUUCAGAGGAAGACAGAGCCCUGUCCUGUCCUUACUGCUUCUUCCUAAACUCUGGUGGUAAUAAGACCUGCUUGUUUUGUAAGAAACCUCUUCCGGCAAAAUCUGACACUAAGCCUGAAAACCAGUCAGCAUCACCACAGAGGCAAGGGUCUGUUGAUGUAAGAAAUUUCCCUUCUCCUGGUUUGGCUGCUCAAGAUCCAGCAAGAAGUACAGAUCAAUUUCAUGAGUCACAAGCAAAUGAGAAUGCCAUGUCAGCAACAAGAGCCAAUACUUUUCUCACAGAUGAAGGUGUGUGCAUGAGUACCUCAAACUUGCUCAGUUAACCCUUAAAUCUUAAGAUCUGAUUCUUAAUUUUCCCCUCUAGCUACUACACAUUUCCUUGUAAAUUAGUUAUGAGAACUUGAAGCUAGAUCAAGAUAGCAGCUUCUACCAGACAAGUUUGAAUAUUCUUAUUACCUGUUUGCUGAAUAAUGUAUGGAUAUUGUAUGGAGAAGUUUUAUGUCAAUCACUUCUGGGAGAUAAAGGGUUAACUCAAAUGUUCUCUGGCUCAAACUAAAUCCCAUUUCUCCUGGAUGCGACCUCAUUUUUAAGUUCAAUCAUUUACUACCGCAUAACUCAAACUCAGUGAACACAAACUCCGUGUUAACUCCAACUACAACAGUUACAGUAACUGUAAUUUUACUCUCCUCUGGCUCAAACUGUGCCGAUAACCGUAGCUAAAAACUUGGAGAAUAAACAACAAAGCUGAUUGACAAAUCCCAAUCUUUAAUUGUGAUUGAUAUUAGUGUCCACUUAGCUCAUUGUUUUUAUUUUUCUUUGCUCUUCUUCUCCCUUUGCUUGCCCCCCUCCCCCAUGGGUCAGAAAAGUACCACACAACUCACAGACUAUCUGCUUGUAUUAUGAAUUAUGUUAAACCAUGUAGUAAGGUGUUUAUAUUUCACAUUUCAACAGACUCUGACCAGCACUGGUCAUGUGAAUUCUGCACAUAUAUCAAUAGAAAUAGAACAAUUUGCGAGAUUUGUUUUAAAUCAAGAACUACUCCACUACCUCCUAAGAAGACAAAGCCUGUGAGAAAUCUGGUAAGAAUUCAACCUGGUAACUUAAUGUUGUUUCAUAGUUAUGUUAAGUUUUUAUUAAAUUUCAUUUUCUAAAAAAUAGUUUUUCUUAAUGCUUCACAGCUAUUCCUCAAAUAAAUUCAGUAAGCUAAAGGUGACAUUUUCCUUUUUAAGGAGCAAGCAGGAAUUAAAACUAUUCCCUUAGUUUUUUUUUUUAUUUAUAGUAAUAAAAGUAAUCUUAUUUACAAUUUGUCUUAAAUUUGCAGUUGAAGUGGUGCUGUGUUUUCCUUUGUGAAUGAACCAUUAUUCAAUAAACCACUCACAGAUUAAAACAAGUAGUCAAUUCUACUACAUAUUUUUUCUUUUCCUCAAAGUAAGGUACUUUGGAGUGUAACAAACACUGUGUUUCAAGGUCAAAAUUCUGAAAUGGGAUACUGAAGUAAGGAAAUCAGCCUUAAUAGCAAGACUGCAUGCUACUAUGUACUUCUACUGUGUGGAUCUGUGACUGUUAUCUACACUCUCUGGUAGAGACUAUUUUUAUUAAUUAUUAUUAUCUAUUCUUUUAAUAAAAGACGGAGAAAGCAUAUCCACCCCGCACUGUUACUAAUCUGGCCAUGCAUACCAGUCAACAAAUCCCUGCUGCAACUAUGCUAACCAGAAAACCAGACCUGCCAAACUCUCCUGCAGCACCAACAGGGAGCCCAGCCAAUUGGCAAGCACCACAAAGAGGAAACCCCAUGGGACCACUUGCUGGACCACUCCUUGGAAACACCAAUCCAUCAGGAGGCCAGCCUUGGGAGGCAGCAGCAUUUGUACCAGGAGGUCCUCCUUUGAGAAGUCCUGCCCCUCCAGGUGUGACUAGUCCAGGCCAGGGGGGAGUUCUCAAUCAAACUGGAAUGGUUUAUCCAGGUGUAAACCCUGGUUUUCCCAGAUACCCUGAUGUGCUUCAUGAUCCACAUGGAUUUGUCCCUCCACCUCCAUUUGUAGAUCAAUUUGGUGCAACAGGUGUAGCUCCAGAGGUAUGAAAUUUAAUACUCUCCUGUUAUCUCUUUCACUCCUAAGAUCUCAUAAGGAAUUCUCCUUACUGAUUGCCAUUCAAUGCUAAUGAUGUUAGUUCUGAGAGUUUGGUUUUGAAUCAACUUAUAAUCUCCUAAUUGAUACAUUUUUUAUUCUCAACAUGUUUCCUGCUUGAUAUUGUAUUGAUAUUAUAAGGGAAAAUCCUGUCUUGGUCAUUCAUGGGAGUGAAAGGGUUAAAAUAAUUUGAUUGGAACAAUUACUUAGCAGCCUUCCUCUCCACCUUCUUGAAAAAAUUCAAAGGUAAUUUCAUUUAAAUGUGGUAAAACAAAACUUAAGUCAUCAUAGUCAGUCAGAACAGAGGCAAAAGCUACAUUGUGUUCACUUAAAUAAGGUGUAGUUUUUCUAACUUUUGUUUUUAACCUCUUUAACUCUCAAGAUGUGGAUAUUAAUUCUUCUCUCUAGCUGCUACACAUUUGUUUGUAAUCAGUUACAAGAAUUUAAUGUUGUAUCAAGAUAACAACGACCUGAUAAGUUUGAGUAUUCUCAUUACCUGUUUGCUGGAUAUUGUAUGAAUAUUGUAGAGAGAAGUUGCAUGUUAAUCACUUUGGGAGUUAAGGGGUUAAAGAGUUGCAAAGACAUGAUUUGUCUUCAUUAGAAAAAAAACAAUAACAAUAAAACGGUUAAGUAAAAAAAAGCAAAAAAAAAAAAGAAAAGCAUAAACUAUGUCUGAAACAGAUAGUACCAUUGCUGAAACAUUCAAAAGCAUGUUUACUGUUACUGAGACUUGUGCCUUCACUCUCUACUGUCGUAUAAUUGCUGCUGAACACUUUUUUUUCUUCAACAGAUCAAUCCAGCAGCAACUGGAAACUCCCCUCUCCCACCUCCAGUUCCCACACCAGUAGAUGAAACUUCCCGUCGGCAUCAAGAAGAGAUUUACAUAGCUGGAGCUCGUUAUGUUGAAUGGCUAAAGGUAAAAUAUGCAUUCAGUUUAUGUAUUCUUGAUAUUGUUUUGAUCCUAGAAAAUUGUCUAUGUCCAGGAUUGAAACAAAGUAUCAAUGACAUAUAACUUCUUAUCUGACAAAGGUUUUGUAUACUUCCUAUUUGACAUAAUUGCUAGUGUUUUAGCAGAGUUCUAUUAAUAAGGAUACUUUAUGAUGCUUAUAAUGGAGGAAAUUAAUCACACUGAUGGCCAAUUAUAGAUAUACAUGUAUCUCAAUUUUUUCAGCUAUCAAAUUUCCUUUGAAAAAUUUAACAAGCUUUUGAAGCCUUUCACUUCAGAAUUCUCAACGACACUCUUCUAUUUGAUAUUGUUCAGGAUGGCUUUAUUAAUCACAGCAAAGAAUAUGAUAGUCAUAAUUGCGAUUUUACAAUCCUGGUCCAUCUAUCUAUUUUGAUCAUCAUAGGCAGCAGAAACAGAGGGCUUUACAGCAGAGGAGGUGAACAUAUCAUCCAUCCUCGGCAUAGAAGAUCGUCAAGGCCCUAUCCAUUGGCUGCAGACUAUGUGGUAUGAUUUAAUUCAUAGAGUCAUGGUGGAGCUGAGUGUACCAGAAAACUCCCAGGAAAUUGGGAAUGUUAGCCCUGAAGAAGCCAGAGAAGCUUUAAUUGAAUGCACUGGGGAAGUUUCCCGUGCAGCCAGUAAAUGCAUUGAAAACCGCAAGAAGAAGGUACUUAUGUGAGCUGUGGUAUGCGUGACAUCACAUUGCAAAUUCUUUCCUCAAUCCUCACCUGAUUAACCGAUGUAUAACUUGUGCUGGUCAUCUUAAUGUAUGACACAAUGAGUUUGGUGUUCAGUUCAGCUGAAGUGUAAUAUAUCAAAUUUUAGAAUGGAACGUUUUUUUUGAGGGUUCCUUUCACAACAUUUUCAAGACUUACAGAAAUUGGAGUUUUGUUACUAUUAACUGAGAUGGUGAUUACUUUUGUUUGAUAAACCAACCAGCCUGAUGGUAGUUUAGGUAAUGUGGUUCUGGAAAAUAUGCAAAGUGACGGAAAAUAACAAAAGUAGGCACAGCCUGUGGAAAAAAAUUGGAAAUUUGUUGUAAAAGGUUAUGGAAAACUGUAGAAUUUAACACCUGUGUAUGAGAAUAUUUAGACAUUCAGGGCCUUUUUUACACAAACUUCUUAAAUUUAUAUCAUUUGUAUUGGAAUGUUUUAGCGGUGUUUGUUUCCCAUUCGAAUAUUUUGGCAGAGGUUUAAAGGGCAGCUUAAUUAAUUUUGGUAUGCUAGUUGUUCUUUAACAUGGAAGUUAUUCAGUGCAGACAGAAGGAACUGUAACGCUUCCCUUAUUUGAUAUUUUGCUUUUGCUAAACAGGUAAAAGAAUUACAGCAGGCUGGUGUUUAUGCCAAAACAGAUUGUAUAAGUGCUCUGGAUACUGCUGAGGGCAAUACUGAGAAAGCAAUACUUGAACUUGAAAAAAUGGCAUUGCAGCCAAUGUUACAAAGAAUCCUCAACAGUUGUCUUCCAGAUACAGCAACUCAAGAUGAUAUUUUCAGGGCUUUGAGAAGACAGACUGAUAAUCAGUCCCCUCAAGACAGAGCUAACUUUGAAGCAAUUGUCAAAGACGGAGGUCAAGACAGAGACGUAAGUUUAGAUUUUGAAGAAUUUAUGGUAAGUUUACAGAAACCAAUGUUGCUCAGACCAUGAGAAUCAAUCACAGGGCAGAACUUGAACAGAACAACUCAAAUUAAAGGAAUAGUAAGGAUGGCAAAUUCCUCCAAGGAUUGAACAAUACAAAAGUUCACAUCUUAAUUAAAAAGUAGUGAGUGUUUCAAGUGUAAGUAUUCAAAGUUGUUGGGUAGGCCUUUUCAGUAUUUAGACACAAUAAAUACACACAGUUUGUAGUUGCUUGUUGAACAUUAAUAUACCUACAUCAUGAAGAGUAUUUAAAAUUUUAUUAUUCUGCGAGUGAAUUGUUAAUGAGUUAACUUAUGGUGAUUUUCCUUUCAGAGACGUAUUAGAGCCAUUUUGGCAGAGAAAGAUGUUUCAUCCUGGGGAAGGGCAGAUAUUGUAAUCAAAUUAAUUGAUGAUGGCUUUGAAGUGGAAGACUCUCUUACAGCUGCCCGCAGUUGUAGGGAUUACAGAAUUUGCUUACGCUUUCUCAAACAAGAGUGCCCACUGUGCACAGAUGAAAGGCCUAGGACUCAGGUGUGUUUUAACCCUUUAACUCCCAGGUCAAAUUUGUAAUUCUCCUUACUUUCAAACAUACACUUCUUAUAAUGUUGGUAGAGAGAAUUUAGUAUUAGAUCAACUAAUUAUCCCCAAAUUGUUAUUUUCUCAUCAGGUUGAUAUUGUAUUGGUAUUGUAAGGAGAAAUUCUGUCUUGGUCACUUAUAGGAGUUAAAGAUGGUUGUCUAAGACAGAAUUUUUCCUUGCAAGAAAUACAAUAUCAAGCCAAAAAGUGAUGGGAAUGUAGAAGAACAUUAAUAGGGGGAUUGUUAGUUGAUCCAAUACCAAAUUCUCCAACUAAAUAUUUUAAGAAUUUUAUUAUGGCAGAUGGUAAGGAAAAUAACUAGAUGAGAUCUUGGUAGUGAUUGCAGAAUGAAAAUUUAGAAAGUAGCUAAUGUAGUCUCUAGUUCAAAUGCAUUGAAAUCUCUAAUAACAGCAAUAAUUUUCAUUUACUCAAUGAUUGCGGGAAAGAAGCAAUAUGAGUACACUGUCCUAUUAAUGCUCAUAUUGGCCAGCUGAUGACCUGUCACAUGCCAGUAUGUGAAUUUUGUCAUAUUUUCUGAUUUUUACAAGUUUAUUGUCACAAAAGCACUAAAUUUGGUACCUGCAUCUGUUCAAUAGAGUUUUCCACCAUUUUCAGGUGUUCACUUAUCUGGAAAAUUUUAGAGGAAGAAUAUACCUACAGUUGUACUGUCCUAGUGAUACAGGGUCUGAGCUUAACAAGGUUUUUCUUUUUUCAUAGAUGAUCACAUUCCUUCAUUGUCAACACAGUGUUUGCCGAGAUUGUGUCACACAGUUUAUCACAAUUACUAUUCGAGACAAGAAUAUAAUGCACCUUGUGUGUCCAGUCUGUGGGAAACCUGAAAAUUUAGAUGAUGAAGCUGUAGCUACAGAAUACUUCAAUAAUUUUGACAUCAUGGUAAGCUGAACAAUGAAAUAUAAUAAGCAGGUAGAAAAUAAAAAUAAAUAAUAUAAUGGGGUGGCUUUUUAUGUGCACUUUCCCCCAACCCAUUGUCUGUGGUACACUAUGAGCCUAUCAAGAUCAGCUAAUAACACCGUCUUGCUGAAAAAAAAUGAAGAAAAUGUUUUAGCCUAUCUGCAUUUAGUACUUUUUCUCCAUGUGUGGUUAAUAUAAUUCUUAUCAUCAUGAAAAAUAUACAACGUUUAUUGCUUUGUUUCCUUUUUAAUAAAGAUCCGUGGCCUGGUUGAUCAAGAAACUCAUGACUUAUUUCAACGGAAGCUCCGAGACAGAACACUCAUAAAGGAGCCCAACUUCAGGUGGUGCUCACAUGUAAGUUACAUCCUUUUUUCAGCAAAUUAUCUUACCCAUGAUGAUGCCCAUCUGUUCAGUAGCUUUCUUCUAGAUUGAGCUAAAACUGGCUUUGCUUAAGUCUACAGAGAAGCUAUGGGUGUCAAUUGACCCACCAUUAGUAAGUGAAAACUUCCAGAAAUUGUGAUGAAGCCUAAUUAUGCUAAAACUUAGACCACUUGAUUCAGAGUUUAGUUUACUAACAAGUAGACCUCUAGUGUACAAUAAUAUUAAUUGUAGACCUCUUCAACUCAAACAAUUCACCUCAAUCUGGCCCUUUAGGCAUGGUUUACAGAGUGGAUAUUGUUUUUAUGGUCACCCUAAAAAUAAGAGAAUUGGUAUCUCAAAGUAUUUUAUACUUGUUAACUUUUUCUUAGUGAAAUGGGAGCGAUUUUCCAAAGGAUUUGACAUCAUCCAAAAAUUACAAAUUUAAGACAUUCUACAAACUUCCAAACAUGACUGAAGAUUCUCAAAUAUGUUCUGGAGCACUGCAAAGGUAGUCAAUAUAACCCUAAGAUUAAAUCUUGGUGCAAUCUUGGAAAAUUUUAAAUGUUAUAAUAAGAAACAUUUAUGCUUGUUGUGUAGGACUCUUUUGUGACAUUUACCCCUUUUACUGAACUAUUUUGGGAAGAAAUAAAAUAAUAUUUUCAUGUCAAUAGUUUCUGACAAAGUGGUGUGAUUCAGACCUUUUCAUUAGUCACACUCAGCUGGUUGGUAUUUGUUUUGUUUAGUGCUCAUCAGGGUUCAUAUAUGAAACGCCUGAGAUUUUGAAGAUGACGUGUCCUCACUGUCACCAAUACGCCUGUUUCAAAUGCAAGCGAAAGGUAUCAACAGUAGUGAUAAUAGCACUAUAAUUAUUAUAGUUUUAUAAUGAUCGUGUUAUCAUGGCUGCCCCCUACACACUCUUUCUGGUACUACUGCUUUUGAAGCUAAACAUGCUAGACCUUUAUAAGUCAUUAAAAGCUUUUUACUUGCCAAACAUCACCUUUUUUUUUUUUUACCAAUCAAAGUUUAGCUGAUUUUUAAGCCCCCCUGAGCAGAAUUCAUCACCAAAAUUUUAAUGAUGUCCUCUGCUCUGGUUGCUGAAAGGUUAGUCACUAACACAGAAAACAACAGGGAUUUCAGUAGGAAGAGCAGCAGCAGAUAAGUAGUGUUAGCUCAGGCUAUUAAAAUUUAGGUGGAAAAUUCUGGUAGUUGUAGAGUUCUUCAAUCUCUCUGCUUAUAGUAAAAACCUGGGACAAUUAUACGAAAUCAGCUGUUAUAACUCCUGUAUUUUUCAUUUAAUUUUGUUACUCAGAAUGCCUACACUCUGGACUUUGUUUUAAACUUAGGCUAGAUUGAUUGCCUUAUAACUUUAAAAUACUUCUAGUGGGAAGACCAGCAUGAGGGUAUCACAUGUGAACAGUUUACUGCAUGGAUGGAACAAAAUGAUCCUGAUUUUCAAGCAGCAGGACUGGCAGCCCACUUGAAGAGGAAUGGAAUUGGUAAAGAAAAUAUUUUGUGAUUUUGGAACACAUCAGUAACAAGAUUUCAUCAGAAUGGGUGAUAGAUAGCAAUAAGACCUGAUAAACUAGUCACUUCUUAGGAGAUUUGACUACAAAUGAAGCAGGCACUGUUAUUUCAAUGCUGUGAACAUUGAAAUUGUUUUCCAUUUUUCAAGGAGAUUGUUGUAUCUUGAGUGACUUUAAAUUACAUUUGGACUGUAUUAUGCGGGUCACCCUAGCUGCACAAAACUGAUCAAUCAUGUUUACAGGAAACAAGCUAUAAAUGUUGUUUAAAUUUGUGUUCUUUGUUACUUUUUUCGGUCCUAAGCACCAGCUGGCACAUUGAGUCUAGUUGGAAUCAUUAUUUGUCUCAGUAAAGCAGUUGGUCAGUUUUGUCCAAGUGACACAGUAACAGUAGUUGUACUGUAAUUAAGAACUAAAAACAGCUCUAAGUUAUGAUUUAAUUGUAAUACACUCAUUAGCUCUAUGCAAGUCAGGGGUAUCAACUUAUUUUUUUCCAAUUUCAGUGUGCCCCAACUGCAAGUUUAGGUAUGACCUAUCCAAGGGUGGUUGUAUGCACUUCAAGUGUGCUAUGUGCUCACAUGAAUUCUGCAGUGGCUGCUACAACUCUUUUAUUCAUGCAGAAAGACAGGUACAAACUAGAUGUUGAUAGUUGAGACUCUCUUACUGGAAGAAAGUAGAGUUCUUUGCUUUGGUAGAUAACUUGCUUUACUUUGCUUGAGAACUAAUUUGAAAUUGAUGGCUGUCUCUCUUGUAUGGGCUUUGGCCUAUGGUUUGACUUCUUUUUAUUAUUUAAAUGAGUUGGUUAAAGACAGGACUUGUUAAAAGAAGCAGUCAAUUAAGACCAGUUUGUCUUUUCACAUUAUUUCUGCUGAGGAAUUAGGGCUAAACACUAAACCUAGAGAAUAUGUACCACCCUAAGUUGUAGGUGUUGUAUGGUGUAUGAUAGUGGAACUCAAAACAAGGAGAUGACUUUGACUUGUAUUGAUCAUACAGUCUGAUCCUCUGGGUGAGAGUAGUUCUUUAUAGGACUUUUGUCAGUGAUAAAAAACAACAUUUCAACAACCUGUGGGGAAUUUGUUAUUAGAGUCAAAAGGAACUCGAGACCUGUUUCCAGCUGUUUUUUCACCAGAUGUCCUCCUUGACUCAACAUUACUUUCAGUUAAUAAGGAUGGAAAUUGAACUAAAAUUGUUUAAGUUUAAUCAGGUAGAGCAUAUUUCAACAUUUUCCAUUUUAGAACUGUCCUGUGUCAGAUCAAUGCACUGUCAGGGGACUACAUGCUCACCAUCCACGUGACUGUUACUUUUACCUGAGAGAUCUACAGCCAGAAGAACUGCAGAGGCUGUUACGUGACAACGAUGUGGAUUUCAAUACAGACCCACCAGAAGGUCAAGGUGAGCUUAAUUUUUAGACAUCCAAUUCAAAUUUGUUGGCAAAAUUUUCUCUAGUCACUAAAAGUAAAGCCAGAGACAGGUAUUUGCCUUAGAUAGAAUGCUUGGACCAGUGCCUUUCAAAUGCCAGUUAGCUGGUUGUUCCAUGAAAGAGGGAGUUGAAAAACAAGUUUGCAAAUCCAGAGAAUAAUGAUAAACUUUAUUGUUAAAUUUUGCUAAAUGGCAAAACUGAACAACUUCAGGUGAGAAAUCAAAACAGCACUGCAGUUACUAACUAAAGGCAGAACAAAGACUAACUUACUAUCAACAGUCUGACACCCUCCCUCAUAAAAACUUUGCAUAUAAUUCAUGUCAUGAUUUAAAACCAACUGAAAUCACACAUAUGACAGCAGGCCAGCUUAUCUCUUUUACAAUAUUUUAUUUCCACCCCUGAACCUAAAAUUAUGCCUACAAGUUAAAAAUGACAAGUGAAAAUCAUUUAUGACUCAUAUCAGUGAAGUUGACCCAUCCUUUUACAGACCACUUUUCUUUCAUUGUUAAUAAAGGGUUGUGGUCAGGUGAGUAAUUCUCUUAAUCUUGCCUUAAAUGUUUUAAAUAAACAUGUUUUAUUUCCUCAAAUAAAGGUAAUGCUGAUGAAGCUCAAGCAGGAGCAGCUGCACCUUUGGUCUGCAAAGUGAAUGAGCAGAAAGAAACUGUGGAUGGCCUGCGUGACGAAGAGUGUGGAGAACAAGUUCAAGCUGGAUAUGCAGGGCUUUGCAAGUAAGUAAAGAAGAGCUUUCUCUCUCAUGGAAAGAAAAUCCUGCCUACUUUGAUUUUUACAGAUUCUUUGGAUAGUCCUCAAACCCACAAAAAUUAUUUUACACAGAGGAAAGUCCUGCAAAUCAAAAUGCUACAAACAUUUACUACCUUGAGUCAAGUGAAAUACUCUGGAUAGAUGUAUCUUUAGGUGUCAUUUUGAUUUUUACUUUCCAGAAAGCAUUAUGUGGAGUAUCUGGUCGUACUGGUCAAUGACAACUUGCUAGACCCUGCUGACAUUAUGUCGCCUGAAGACCUUGGCCAUGUAUUAAGGCGAGGCUUUAAGGAAACGCCUCAAAAGCAACCCAGAAUGAGAGAAAAUCAAUAUCAGCAGCUACUGUUACAAGUAAGACAAAAGACUGGUAGUUGUAUUCUUAACUUUAAACAGUAUGCAUACCAACUCUCGCUACGUUUUUACCUUCUCAUUUUUAUAUGGUAGAUGUUAAGUGAUUUUUGCACACAUUUUUGUUGAAUGACUUUGAUUGGCGAGGUGAUGCAAGUGGCUCAUUUACUUCCACUAUUGUUGAACUCUUUCUUUCAUUUGGUCUAAUUCAGGUAUGCAGGAUUUAUUGGUUAGUUGGAUCUAAGGGUUCAUGCUUAGACUAGGAUUGUGUUGUGUUCUUGGGGAAGACACCUAACCUCUGCAGCACCCCUCUCCACACAGAAGACUUAACCCUUUAACUCACAAGAUCUGACUGUUAAUUCUCCCCUGUAGCUGCUACGCAUUUCCUAGUAAAUAAGUUACAAUAAUUUGGUGUCAGAUCAAGAUAACAACUUCAAUCUGAUAAGUUUUAAUAUUCUCAUGACCUGUUUGCUGGAUAAUCUUUUAUUAUAGGGAGAAGUUACUUGUUGAUCACUUCUGCGAAUUAAAGGGUUAACCAGUUCCAGCAAACUUUCUGGGGACCCUGGCAACCUUACAAUGAACCAGUAUCAUUCUGCAUCACAAUGAACCUUCUGAUUCUGCUCUGUAAAAUUAUAAUGUUACAGCUAGAGUCAGGUAGAGGAGGGAAAUGUUUUCAUUUGGUAGCUACUUUUAAUAAUUUGCUGGUGACCUCAGAUAUUAUUGACAGCUCCCGUAAUUAUAUUUGCUAGUUUCUUCUUGACUGACUGCAAUGACAGUGCUAAAAGAACUAGUCUGACAAUAUGGUAUAACUUAAAUUGUGAAUGGUGGUUGACUGAAGGUGGAGUGUCAUCUGAUGUGGUCUUAACAAUGUCUUCUUUCUCCUUCCUUUAGACUGUUAAGAAUGAACUUAUGUUGCCACCAAAACCUCCAAGAAAAAGAAUAUUAGAUGAUACAGAAGAAGUGCAAAUUGCUCAAAAUGCUGUAAUUUAUGAAAGUGAUGAAGGAGAGGAGGAUGAAGAUGCUGUUUUUCCAUUUCUUGAAGAAGAAGAAGAUGCUGAUGUAGAAGGUUUUUAAGGUUCUACAUCUCUUGGGUUACAAAAUGAUCCGUUACCUAAAUGAAAAUUAAAUUGCCUUGGUUUAAACAUGCAGAGCUUCCUUUCAGUAUGGAUUGUAAAAAUUCUUAUAAUCCUGUACAUAGUUCAAAAGAACAAUUAUUGUUUCUACAAUGAGCAUUGGGCAAAUUGUUUUAUGAUUCUUAUUAUGAUCUGUGGGAACUUUAAAGACAUAAGUGAAGAAGCAUUAAGUAACUUGAUUUCACUUCAACUUCAACACUAAUGUAUUACUGCAACAUGGAUAUUCAUCUUGUUAUAUUUUUAGCACAAGUUAAUUAGCAUUUAAAAUAGAGUCAAACCUCAGGAUAUUUUCAAGAAAUCUUAUUUCCCAAGGGCUGAUUUCAGUUCUAUACUGAACUGGAAUAACAAUUUUUUAUGUACCUAAUUACUAGUACUAUAUAAUUUGGAGGUUCACGAUUAUUAUGCAUUGCAUGAGAAUGCUCCAUAACUUCAAUUUUUUUCCUCAUUGUCUGAAUUAAUUGAGAAUAUGUAUAGUGUAAAUUUUUUUUUGCAUAUUUUCUUUAGAUUAGUGAGAGUUCUUGCCUUCUAGUUUGGGAAUGUAUUUAGCAGCUAAAUAUUUUUGGUAGUUAUAGUUGUUAAAUAUGAAGUUAUAUAAAUGCUGUUGUAUGCCUCGCACAGAAAUUUCAAAUGGGGAUGACAUUUUAAAAAGUUGUUGAUAUCUAUGUUUUCUUCAUUCCAGGCAUUUCAGAUUUUUCUUUUCUUUGUAUUUUGGCUUUGCAGCCGGCAACUUGCCCAGUUUGACAUUUAUUUAUUUAAUACUAUUAUAACCACAACUUCAACUAAAAAGAAAAUGUGUGCAUGCAAGACUGACCAGCAUAUAGCUCCCACGAUGUACCCAGUUUUGAUAGGGUAAUGUUAACAAUAGUUUUGCCACUCUCUGGGGAAGGAGUGCUGGUGUGUCACAGGUUAUCCUCUGGUACCCAUUUGCAUUUUAGGGUGGUUGAGACAAAUUAAAAACCUCUAAAUCAGAAAUGAAUUUCUUACUGUGAAUAGGUAAUUUUUACUCCAAGUAGUUUUCCCAUAAUUAGUGAUAACAAUGCGUAAUGGGUUAAUUUUAUUCCUGCAUGGUUAAUAGAAAUCUAAAAAACCCUGUUAAUCAGAUAUAUUUUAUUUUACUUUUUUGCAUAAUUAAUGAGUGUUUUGUAAUCUGAGCACUUUCUCUAUAAACAGUUAAAUUAUGAUACUAAAUGAGUACACAAGGCUGUUAUAUUCAGAUUUGAAGUUACCCAAAUUUGUUUGCAAACAAAGCUGAAAGGGACAGCAAGUAGCAAUUGCAAAUUAAAAGACCUAUUAAUGUUAUGUCUGUAUUUGAAGAGAUAAGUAGCACAGUAGUUGAUGACAAUAUAUCUUGUCAUUAAAUACUACAGGUAGUCCUUUUUUUGUUUAGCUUUGACACCUCUUCAAGCUGUAUUUUAGAAACAGAAUAGGUGAGUAUAAGCUAGUCAGGUUUUCUCCUGAACAUUACCUUAGUCCCAAAAUAAAUUCAAAACCAUAUGAAAAUGCAGGAUUGUUUACAAGAAUGAAAGUAAGAGGGUUAACUCAGAUGCAUUUUCCCCUGUUUUAUUUUCACUAGGGUGAGGGCUCUUCCUCUAUAUUCAAAGAGUGAAGAUUAUUUCACAACUCCUAUAGUAUGAAGUAGUAUGGUGGUUGGGUUAUAAUUACAUUGGCUCCACCAAGAUUUUUUAUUUGGGACUAGUUGUAUGAAACAUUUUACCACCAAGUUACGGAAGUCCUGCCAACUUUCACAUCCUAGGAAAUGUGUUCAAAGCAUGGUAAGUAUCAUGGAAAUGAAAAGCAAAUUAACACACUUUUAUUACUGUGUGCAGCUGCAGAACAGAAAGGUUUCAAAUCUCAUGAAAGCUAAAAGAAAAUAAGAUCAAAAGGAUACAAUUUCCUUAUGCCUAAAAGGAUUCUUUGCUUAAAGAUUUGGUUACUGAAUGUUAACCAAAUAAUAUGUAUUUUUCAUUAUAUGUCAAUCUUAUAUAAUUGUUUGAUAGGGAGCAUACAUGGUCAUGGUAUGCUCCAUUUGCUGAAUAGCUUCUCUAACUCUCUUAAUUACUGUAAGGUCAUUAUAUAGAUGUAUUAAUGAGUGUGUCAGUCAAUAGAGCUUAUUUUUAAGUUCCUUUAUAGGAUGGCAUUACCUAAGGUUGUGUGCUUUUUGUUAGGAAUUAGCCAAGGUGUCAUCAUUUAUAUGCAUGCGAUAGUUAUAGCCUAAUUGUAAUGGAAAUAGGGUUAAAGCAUCUAGUUUUGACUUAGACUAUUGAUUCUGUGCUUUUAAGGUUGUUUGUAAAAUGUUAGUUUCAAGACAAAUAAAAAUUCUGUACACUUC
This is a messenger RNA of Pocillopora meandrina, 20470 nucleotides long. NCBI's taxonomy places the organism in Eukaryota, Metazoa, Cnidaria, Anthozoa, Scleractinia, Pocilloporidae. The record is from the annotation of a GenBank genome assembly.